Molecule: messenger RNA, 1542 nt
Organism: Magallana angulata
Lineage: Eukaryota; Metazoa; Mollusca; Bivalvia; Ostreida; Ostreidae
Exons: 1
Coding region: 222-1445 (407 amino acids)
Source: RefSeq, a predicted model, not a curated record
GCUUUUAGUACUUCACUACCUUACAUGUUAAUUUUAUUUAAAUUGCAAAUUUUUGAUAUAAUAAUAAAACGCUUGCAAGCCAAAUCGUGGUAUACUAGUAUUUAUAGAAUUACUUAAUAGUUUGAUGUACAUUUACACAUGUAGAAACCAAAACAAAAAUUCACUGGGUAUAAAGUGUGUGUUUUAUUUUACUUUUUUCAGCAAAAAAAAAAAAAGAUACAAUGGGUGAAAAUAUCUAUACACCUGCUAUGGCUCAACGUUUGGUUGUGGACGGACUACCCCUCAGUAGAAAUGAAAUGAUUGCUGUUUAUUACCACUCUGGUUAUACUAUUCAGGAAAUCAUUGGAUUUCUUGCGAGCAGACAUAACACUGCUUUAAGUGCGAGACAAAUUCAUCGAGUUUUAAGGGAAAUGAAUCUAACGAGACGAAACAACCAGCCACGUUUGGAGGACAUUGUAACGGCUAUUUUACAUGAACUUUCAGGCUCGGGCGGUGACAUUGGCUAUAGAGGAAUGAGGAGACGUCUGCUAGUCGACCAUGACCUCAAUGUGUCUUGUGAAUUGGUGCGCCUUGCAUUAACUGUUUUGGACGCAGAAGGUGUAAUAAGACGUAGACAACGUCGUCUUCAGCGUAGAAGGUACAUUAACGAAGGGCCCAAUUUUUGUGUUCAUCUAGAUGGCUGGGACAAAUUGAAACCAUUUGGAAUUUCCAUUCAUGGUUGUGUAGAUGGCUUUUCAAGACGUAUUCUCUGGCUUAGAGCUUGCAAUUCUAACAAAAACCCUGAAUAUAUAUCCAGAUUUUAUAUAGACUAUAUCAAAGAAAUAAACGGGGUUCCUGUGGUCGUAUACGCGGACAGGGGUACUGAGAACUGCAUAGUUCGAGAUUUGCAAUACGCUUUGCGAUGGAAUCACCAGGAUCCUCUGCAAGGACUAUCAAGUUUUAGGUAUGGAUCGUCAUAUAGAAAUACAAGAAUAGAGCGAUUUUGGCGGUGUUUACGGGAAAUGUGUGGCAAUUUUUGGAUAAAUUACUUUAAGGAUAUGGAUAAUUUGGGUGUUUUUGACACAUCCGAUGUAGUUCACCUAGAGUGUGCUAGGUAUUGUUUCUUACCAAUUAUCAACAGGGAAUUGUACAGAGUUAUACAGCAUUGGAAUGAACACACAAUUAGAAGAAACCGCAAUGCAGAUUGUCCGUCUGGAAAACCAGAUGUUAUGUAUUUUCAGCCCGAAAUUUACCAAACAAGAGAUUAUAAAAUGCCUAUACCUGGUAAUCUGAAUGGCAUAGAACAAGAAUAUUGUGCCUACCCUCCUGCAAAUGGUGUUUCGAUGGAAUUUGAAGUUAUUGGUACUCAAAUAAGAAUUGAAAACGGUUUGAAUUACCCACCAAACACAGUAGAAGAAGCAACAGAACUCUUUAUCCGUAUAACAAACUAUGUAGAUCGCUUAUAAAUUACAUGUAUAUACAUAGAUUUGACUCAUGUGGUUAUAAGGAGGUAUCUUUUUCGUAUGUUCUAAAUAUUGUUUGAUAAAGGAAUUAGAAAUUGUA